Molecule: messenger RNA, 3666 nt
Organism: Protobothrops mucrosquamatus (brown spotted pit viper)
Lineage: Eukaryota; Metazoa; Chordata; Lepidosauria; Squamata; Viperidae
Gene: ADAMTS18
Product: ADAM metallopeptidase with thrombospondin type 1 motif 18
Exons: 23
Coding region: 1-3666 (1221 amino acids)
Biological process (GO): extracellular matrix organization; proteolysis
Cellular component (GO): extracellular matrix
Molecular function (GO): metalloendopeptidase activity
Source: RefSeq, a predicted model, not a curated record
AUGGCGGUCAAGAAUUGCAUUUCAGACAAACUGGAUCUGUGGUUCACGGGUGAAUGCAAAGAUGCCCACAGGAUUCUCCCGUUGUGCUGCCUCUCUUGCAGCGUUGUGGUGGCGGCAGCGUUGCCCGGUGACAGCGGUGGUGGCCCCGGCGCCUUCAACCAGGAUUACACCUUUGUUAUCCCCGUUGAGGUGGACGCCAGCGGAUCCUAUCUCUCGCAUGACAUUUUGCACGGCGCGAGGAGGAAGCGGUCCACCGUAAGCGGGAAGGCUUCCUUGCACUAUAGGUUCGCAGCAUUUGGACAGGACCUGCACCUUGAGCUGAAGCCCUCAAACUUCCUGAGCCAGGAUGUGACCGUCCAGGUGCUCGGGAAAGAUGGCAUUGAAGAUUCUCAGGUUGGCGGUGUUGAACAGUGUUUCUAUCAGGGAUUUAUAAGGAACCACAGUUCUUCCUCCAUUGCCAUAUCCACGUGCGCAGGUUUGUCAGGUCUGAUAAGGACACAGGAGAAUGACUUCCUUAUAUCACCAUUACCUCAACACCUAGCACAGGAACUUCACUAUAUGCCACCCGCUGGACACCACCCUCAUGUGUUGUAUAAACGGACAGCUGAAGAGAAAGUGCACGGGUACAAAGUAGAUUCAAAUCCUUACCACUUUUCCUCUGACCGUCACAGCAAUCUCACUGCCCACAACUAUCACAUUCCAGCUAACGAUUAUCACCAUGGAAGGUUUCAAAAGCAGCAUUUUUGUGGACGGCGCAAGAAAUAUAGUCCUAAGCCACCCACUGAAGACACAUUCCUCUUAUCUGACGAAUAUGGGAGCCAAGCAAGGUUGAAAAGAUCCCCCGUUAAAAAUCAGAAGGGUGGAAGUUUGAAUGUUGAAACGCUAGUUGUGGCAGAUAGGAAAAUGCUGGAGAAACACAGCAAGGAGAACGUUACCACCUAUAUCUUAACGGUGAUGAACAUGGUCUCAAGUCUUUUCAAGGAUGGUACAAUUGGAAGUGACAUCAAUAUCGUUGUUGUCAGCCUUCUUCUUUUGGAGCAAGAACCUGGGGGACUAGUGAUCAACCACCAUGCAGACCAGUCACUGAACAGUUUUUGCCAAUGGCAGUCAGCUUUGGUUGGAAAGAAUGGGAAAAGGCACGAUCAUGCUAUCUUGCUUACUGGAUUUGAUAUUUGCUCCUGGAAGAACGAGCCUUGUGACACUUUAGGCUUUGCUCCAAUCAGUGGAAUGUGCAGCAAAUACCGCAGUUGCACCAUCAAUGAAGAUACUGGCCUUGGUUUGGCGUUUACUAUUGCCCAUGAAUCUGGACACAAUUUUGGCAUGAUUCACGACGGAGAAGGAAACCCAUGUCGAAAAGCUGAAGGUAACAUCAUGUCUCCCACUCUCAUAGGCAACAAUGGAGUGUUUUCAUGGUCAGUGUGUAGCCGACAGUACCUUAACAAGUUUCUCAACACUGCUCAGGCAGCGUGUCUGAUAGAUGAGCCCAAACAAGCUGGACAAUACAAGUAUCCAGAUAAACUCCCAGGACAGAUCUACGAUGCCGACACACAAUGCAAAUGGCAAUUUGGAGCAAAAGCAAAACUCUGCAACUUGAGUUUCGUGAAGGAUAUAUGCAAAUCACUCUGGUGCCAUAAAGUAGGUCAUCGAUGCGAGACAAAGUUUAUGCCGGCUGCCGAAGGGACACUGUGUGGAAUAAACAUGUGGUGCCGAAGGGGCCAGUGUGUGCCAUUUGGAGACCACGGUCCCAAACCUGUGAAUGGCCAGUGGUCAGCAUGGUCUAUGUGGUCAGACUGUUCUCGGACUUGUGGGGGAGGAGUCACCUACCAAGAGAGACAUUGCAACAAUCCCAAACCUCAGCAUGGCGGAAAGUUUUGCCAAGGCUCAAGUCGCAUUUAUCAGCUUUGCAACACUCAGCUCUGUGCAUCAAACAGCCCUGACUUCCGAGCCCAGCAGUGUGCUGAGUAUAAUAGCAAACCUUUUCGCGGAUGGUACUACAAAUGGAAACCCUACACCAAAGUAGAAGAGGAAGAUCGCUGCAAACUCUACUGUACAGCAGAAGAUUUUGACUUUUUCUUUGCCAUGUCGAACCGCGUAAAGGACGGGACCCUCUGCUCACUGUAUAAAGAAGAUGUGUGCAUUGAUGGGGUUUGUGAACAAGUGGGGUGUGAUUAUCACCUUGGAUCCAAAGCUGCUUUGGAUGCUUGUGGAGUUUGCAAAGGAGACAAUUCUUCAUGUACAUUCUACUCAGGCCAUUAUUUAACCCAGCAUAAAACUAACAAUUAUUAUCCCAUUGUUACAAUUCCCGCGGGAGCUCGCAGUAUUGAAAUUCAAGAAUUGCUAAUUUCUAGCAGCUACCUUGCAGUCCGCAAUUUGAAUAAGAAAUAUUACCUAACCAAGGACUGGACAGUUGACUGGCCUGGAAAAUUUUACUUUGCUGGAACAAUGUUUGAUUAUCAACGGCCUUUUAGCCAUCCAGAGAAGCUGUCAGCAUCUGGCCCAACUAAUGAGACACUCAUCUUUGAAGUGCUGUUACAAGGGAAAAAUCCUGGCAUUUCGUGGCGGUAUACCUUAUCUAAGGUGAAUAAUGAGAACAAGAUAUUCACAAAAAGGCAUAGCUACUCCUGGGUGAUGGUGCAGUCAGAUUGCUCAGCAACCUGUGGUGGGGGGCAUUUGAUAGCGAAAGCCGUGUGUUUACAGGAUCAUCAAACUCGUGUAAAUUCUUCAUUCUGUGGCCCAAGGACAAAACCCUUAACAGAAACAAUGAUGUGCAAUGCAAAUCCUUGCCCAGCCUAUUGGUCAGCAAGUGAAUGGAGCAUUUGCAGCCAGUCCUGUGGUGGGGGACAGCAAAGCCGUCAUAUCCAGUGUGUCCAGAAAAAGGCUUUUCAUAAGGAAGAGGUUGUGGCACAUGCCCUCUGCCCAGUAACCACUCCAGCACAAAUACAGGCAUGUAAUAACCAGGACUGCCCACCAGAAUGGAAUCCAGGGCCUUGGUCACAGUGUUCCAAAACCUGUGGACGAGGCACAAUGAAACGUGACGUUUCCUGCAAAAGUGUAGGAGCCUCCGUCCUAAAAAUUGUGCCAGAGAGCUUGUGCAACAGUGAAACAAAGCCAGAAAUGCAACAGACUUGCGUGUUGGGACGAUGCCCUAAAAACGAGCGUCUUCAAUGGGUGAUCUCUGCUUGGAGUGAGUGUUCUGCUACCUGUGGGCCAGGUAUCAGGAGGCGAGAAAUGCAGUGCAUUGAGAAAAGUAUUGGUGGCAAAUUGAUCACUUUCCCCUUGCGCCGCUGUCGAAAUCUUAAGAAGCCAAGCAUUGACUUGGAAGAAGUGUGCCAGCAAGGACCAUGUCCGAUGCAUCCUCUGUACAAUAGGAUAUCAGGGUGGUAUUCUUCACCUUGGCAGCAGUGCACAGUGACAUGUGGUGGGGGAGUACAAACCCGGAGUGUGCAGUGUCUCUUUCAAGGCCAGCCAGCAACCGGGUGUCUAUUUCAUCAGAAACCGGCAAUGUCACAAGCCUGCAAUACUAAUUUCUGCCUUGCUCCAGAGAAGAAAGACGAUCCUUCUUGUGUGGACUUCUUCGCUUGGUGCCACCUGGUUCCUCAACAUGGUGUCUGCAAUCAUAAAUUUUAUGGCAAGCAGUGCUGUAAAUCGUGCACAUGGAAGAAUUGA